This is a messenger RNA of Humulus lupulus (European hop), 1842 nucleotides long. RefSeq lists its product as uncharacterized. NCBI's taxonomy places the organism in Eukaryota, Viridiplantae, Streptophyta, Magnoliopsida, Rosales, Cannabaceae. The transcript is spliced from 6 exons. Bases 1 to 1842 code for a protein of 613 amino acids. The record is from RefSeq and is a predicted model, not a curated record.
AUGCGUUACUUUCCAUUAACUUCAAGAUUGAAAAGAUUAUACAGUUCAAGAAUUACAGCCAAAGAGAUGGUAUGGCAUCGUACUGGGUGUGUGAAAGAAAAUGGUGUUAUGCGUCAUCCUGUUGAUUCCGCCGCGUGGAAAAACUUUGAUAGCAGACAUCCGGACUUUGCAAGAGAUCCACGGAAUGUGCGCUUAGGCUUGGCUGCCGAUGGAUUUAAUCCUUUUGGAAACAUGAGCUUAUCGUAUAGUAUGUGGCCUGUAGUUUUGGCGAAUUAUAAUUUGUCACCAUGGAUGUGUAUGAAGGAUAACAAUUUCUUGUUGACUCUCCUUAUUCCCGGACCUAAAUCACCUGGUAAAAACAUGGACGUAUUCUUGAGGCCUUUGGUGGACGAGCUGAAGGAAUUGUGGACUAACGGGAUUAAGACAAGAGAUGCGACAAGCAAUUCAAUGUUCAAGAUGCGUGCAGCUCUUCUUUGGACAAUUAAUGAUUUUCCCGCUCGCAGUAGCUUGUCUGGAUGGAGUGGCCAAGGAUAUAAAGCUUGUCCUACAUGCAAUGAGGAUACUAGUUCUAUUCGAGUGAUUGGUAAGACCUCUUACGUUGGCCAUAGACGUUUCUUGCCAUCCAAUCAUCGUAUGAGAAAGGACCGUGAAUUUGAUGGAAAAGUUGAAAAGAGGCUUCCUCCAAGACGAUUUACUUGUUUAGAGAUAUUAGAACAAGUGAAUGCUAUAUCAGAACGAGCUCCGAGGAAACGAAAAAGAGGUGAGACUGAAAGUAAUUGGAGGAAAAAAAGCAUCUUUUAUGAACUAGAGUAUUGGAGUACCAAUGAGCUGAAACACAACAUAGACGUUAUGCAUGUGGAGAAGAAUGUUUGUGAUAGUAUCCUUGGCACCCUCUUGGAUAAUGACAAGUCUAAAGACACCACCAAUGCAAGACAAGAUUUGAAAAAUAUGGGAGUUCGUCAAUCCUUAUGGAUUUACGAAGAUGCUCACAAAAGGUUGCUAAAACCCCAUGCCCCUUAUGUAUUGACUGCUGAAGAUAAGCAAUUAUUUUGUAGAUUUUUUAAAGAAGUUAAAUUGCCAGAUGGGUUUUGUUCGAACUUGAAGAAGAAAGUAACUGACAACAAUAUUGUUGGAUUGAAAUCCCAUGACUGUCAUGUUAUCAUGCAACGGACAUUGAAUGUAAAAGACAUGGAGAAGGCACAAGGAGACCUCAUUCAACUUUUAUGCAAAAUGGAGAGGAUUUAUCCUCCAGCAUUUUUUGAUAUCAUGAUACAUUUGGUACCACAUUUGCCUGAGGAAGCCAUAUUGGGUGGGCCAGUUUUUAUGAGAUGGAUGAAUAAAGCACGCCCAGAAGGAUCUAUUGCUGAAGGAUAUGUUAUAGACGAGGCUUUGACAUUUUGCUCCAUGUACUUCAAAGGUGUGCAUACAAAAUUCAAUUGUCCUGAGCGCAAUGAAGAUGCUCCUCUUCUAUCUCGGUACCUAACAGUUUUCAAAUCUCAAUGUCGUCCACUCGGAAAACAAACAAUAAUACCUCUCGACGAGAAGACUCGCAAAAGAGCUGAGUGGUACAUACUAGAGAAUUGUACUGAGAUCGAUUUUUAUAUGAAAGAGCAUCUCGAAGGAAUCAGACGGAGGGACCCGAACGCUAACCAUAACCUUUUACAUAAAAAAGAAUUUCAGUCGUGGUUUCAUGAGAAGAUUUUCAAUUUGUAUAAGCCCGGGUCAUUAGAACAUAGUGAUGAAUUGCUAGCUUUAGCAUCUGGGUCUGAUUUCGUUGUGUAUUCAUAUCCGGGACAGAAGGUUUUGACUAUUAUGGGGAGCUUGAAGAAAUAUUGCAUUUGA